Molecule: messenger RNA, 2748 nt
Organism: Haliotis rubra (blacklip abalone)
Lineage: Eukaryota; Metazoa; Mollusca; Gastropoda; Lepetellida; Haliotidae
Product: annulin-like
Exons: 17
Coding region: 338-2743 (801 amino acids)
Biological process (GO): peptide cross-linking
Molecular function (GO): protein-glutamine gamma-glutamyltransferase activity
Source: RefSeq, a predicted model, not a curated record
AACGUCAGCUCACAUACAGCGUCUACACACGGCGAGGGCGACUGCGCCCGAGUGCAAGACCAACACGCGUGGAGAACUUCAGGACAUCUCGGACAACGCUCACGUGACAUUCACUGUCCUUAAGUUGAAUUGUUUGGACAUAUUGAUUCCGUUAUGCUUUAACCGACAUUCGGACAAUAACAGAUGUUGUUGGUUAACGGGUUGAUAGCAAGAUAAUGUAACUGGAAACGGGAGCAUCCUUGAGGAAGCACUGAACAGGGAAUUCCAACGUUCAACUAUAUAGUGAGAUACCAGCACAAGAUACACCUAAACAACAGACUGACCAAGACUUCAUAAUAUGGGGAACUCGGCAGGAGUGAAGAGUUCCCCAACCCCAGUGAAGACCGAGUCCGACAACAACCCGACAGAGGAGGUGAAUCAGUCCAUCUCCCAAGCAAGCUUCUCGUCCCAAGAGGUAUCCAUAGAGCCCUCCGUGUACAAUGGACCCAGUCCCGACUGGAACAUCCACGACCGGUUCACGAAACGCUACCCCUGGUACACCUAUGAGAGGGCCUGGCCGCCAGCAUGGGAUAGAGAUGCAGAAUUCGGCUACUCAUCUGACCAUCACAAGAUCGGACUGCUAUUUGAAGAGCAAGCAAUGCUGGAGGUUGACCCACACCUGUUGGAGGAGCGCCUCCAUGUCACUGGGGUCAACCUGCACAUCAAGGAGAACACAGAGGCCCACCACACAAACCUGUACCAAUGCACGGGGGACCAGCGGACACAUCCUACCAGGAUGAAGCCAGAGCUGGUUAUCCGUAGAGGACAGGAGUUCCUUAUGACUGUGCUCUUUGACCGACCCUGUGAUCCUAAAAAGUCUGACCUCACCUUGACAUUUAACCUCGGUGAAGACUACAAGCCCCACACGAAGCUCAGCGCCACCAUGAAGGUGCAGGUUGGGGCAAACACUUCCUACAGCCGCGCCAAGUGGCGCGCUACAUGUGUGGGACAGGACGCCACCUCCGUCACCCUGGCGAUAUUCGUCCCCGCCACGACACCAGUCGGGGAAUGGGAGUUCAGUAUCACGGUAGUCGUCGACUCAAAGGAGGACUCCGAGGUCAUCUGGCAGUACACCCACAAUGAAGACGUCACCAUCAUCUUCAACCCAUGGUGCCGAGAGGACAUAGUGUAUAUGGAGGACGAGGACUGGCGGAAGGAGGCGGUUCUGAACGACUCCGGGCCCCAAUACUCGGGCAGCGUCUCCAAGAUGGCGGCAUCUUCCUGGUUCUAUGGCCAGUUCGAGGACGGCAUCCUUGAGGUGGCUCUGCAUCUGGUACGAAGGGCGUUCGGGUUCGAGGCUACCACGACCAUGGGGAAUGUGGCAAGGGUGGUCAAAGGUCUCGGACAAAUCGUUAACGCCCCCGAAAACGACGGCGUGUUGGUGGGUAACUGGAGCGGAGACUUUGAGGGAGGGACGCGCCCCACAAAGUGGAAUGGCAGCGUUAAGAUACUUCGUCAGUAUAUGGACACACAGGAACCUGUCAAAUACGGACAGUGCUGGGUCUUUGCUGGUGUACUGAUAACAGUUUGUCGGGCCCUUGGUAUUCCAUGUCGGGGUGUUACCUGCUACAACACAGCCCACAACGUGGACAUGACGAGCCUCAACGUUGACUACAUCCAGGUGAAAGACGAAAGCGGGGACUGGAGUGACAUCUCAGAUGACGCCGUCUGGUCAUAUCAUGUUUGGAGUGAGGCUUGGAUGAGACGGCCUGACCUUCACCCACAGGGAGACUACGAUGGGUGGCAGGUGGUCGACCCUACCCUUCAGGAACGUUGUAAUGGUAUUUACACGUGCGGGCCGUGUCCGGUGAGAGCCGUCAAAGACGGUGACGUUCGCGUAGACGGUGACGUCGGCUUCAUAUUUACGGAAGUGAACGCUGACAGAGUGCAGUGGAGAGAGAAUCACCUGACUGGGAAGCUGGUGGAGUGUGGACGGGACAAGAACAUCGCAGGUAAAGAGAUUAUCACCCAUCAGCCUACAGGGCGGGCCUACCGCGGGGCAUCAAUGAGGAGCUUCGGCGGCUCCCAGAAGCUUGAGAGACGCGACAUCACCAACACCUACAAAUAUGAAGAAGGGUCGAAAAGGGGGGAGGUUGUUCUUCAGAAGGUGGAGAAAGCCUUCCAGAGUCUCAUCGGUGUCAACAACAACAUCUACAACAGUGACAACGUCACCAGGGAUAGAGAUGACAUCAAAAUUGAAAUAGAAGAUAUCCGAGACGUCUUUGUAGGUUUCGACUUUCAAUUUUCGGUGCACGUGAAGAAUACAGGAAGAAACAUGCAUUGUGUCAAAAGAGUGGUGCUGAAAGUCUUGCACAAGACCUACUUUGGUGCCAUUACUGGACAGGCUCAAAGAAAAGAGUUUGAAUCAUUACAGCUGACACCCGGCCAAAGUGAGACAUUCAUCAUGAAAAUGGACGCCGAUGUUUCCUGGAUACGUGGAAAGGACGACCUCCACUUCCUCAUCCUGGUCGUGGCCGAAAUCGACGACGACGACGAAUACCCUGUCACAGAACAGAAGUCGUUCCUUCUACGACAACCCAAUAUAAGACUCCGGGGCCCCACUUCCUGUCAGGCAGAUGAAGAACUAGAUGUAACCGUGAACUUCACCAAUCCACUUCCGGUGACUCUCACAAACUGCCAGGUUGAUAUUGAAGGCAGUCUAAGUUGUCAACAUCCAACUCAGGACACAUUCGCUUUACCGUGAGUGCC